This is a messenger RNA of Protopolystoma xenopodis, 891 nucleotides long. NCBI's taxonomy places the organism in Eukaryota, Metazoa, Platyhelminthes, Monogenea, Polystomatidea, Polystomatidae. The record is from the annotation of a GenBank genome assembly.
AUGUUGUCUGCCUUUGCGCGCAAGUCGAAAGCCGCCAAGCCGGCCUGCACACGAUCGGAUGAGAUGCCAGCCUCCGAGACAAAUAAUCACUGUGCCCAGUCGGCCUCGUUGGGGUCUCGGGUGCGCCAGACAACGAAGAAACGCUCCACUUCCUUGGUACCCCUCAGUUUCCUGACACCGCAUCUCCGGCCAACCAAGCAGCUGAGCGCUGGUACCAGCUCUGCCGCCAGCGCCACCACCAGUGCCCGGCUCGUCGUCUCCGAGGGCAGAGCCGGCUCGGCGGCUCCUGAACCGUCGGUCGGGCGCAUCGGCAACUGUACCAGCCUCAAUAGACGUCAGCUCAUCUCGCCAACCGUCACGUUCCAGUCGCAUCUGCCCACCCGCGUCUGGCAGGCCUCGCCCAGUCCAUCGCCACCGGAUGCCUCCAGACAAUUGGCCCAAGUGCGGAUGAGUUCGACUUCUGAUCUGGCGCCAAGGGAGCAACUGGAGGUCGGCAUGUGUCGGCAAGACCAGACCUGGGCAACAGGCCAUAUCGAGGCUGUUUCGAGGUUGCUGAGACACCGGCCUCGAGGACGAAGAAGGCGACAGUCAAGCCGUGCUGUUGGUGGACAGUCGAUCAAAGACCGUGACAACCGGUCUACAACCACCGAAAGUUUCUGGUCGGAUGGACUGGAGAGUAGUGAAGACACCAGUCCGUCAAGUUAUGCUCAAAGUCGUGGGGAGAGUUCACUUUCUGUCGGGACAAGCAGUCUCCUCAGUCCUGAUAACUCAACCACCACCACCACCAGCAGCAGCAGUAGUAGUAGUAGCAGCAGCCGAAGUGAAAGCGAAAAUGCUCUGAGUCUGAGCAGAGCCAGCCUCACCAGCAGCUCGAGUAGCACCAGCAGUAGC